CCAAAUGCAAAAGUCGUCUUCUUCAAUUUUCCUCUCUCUCUCUCUAUGUGUGUGUAAUGACCUAAUUUCCAAACACGGCCUUAUAUUCCUUAUUUCUCUCUCUCUCUUCUCCUCUCUCUCUCUCUCUCCCCUCUGUGGAGAGAGGUGUGUGAUGUUGUUGUGACCUUCGUCGUUCUGAUUUCAUGUCGUUUCGGUUUUCUUCACCCCCCGAUUUGACCCCUUUUAGACUCCCUAGAAUUUCGUUUCGUUUCCUUUUCAAUUUCUGAGCUCAGCUGAGAGGAUUUUGCGAUUUCGGUUGAGCUGAGGAUUUCUAGGGUUUUGGAGGCUGCUGGGUUUGUAAAUAUGGAGAGAUCUGAUGGCAAGGAUUUUAGAGACUUCGUUGAGAAUUCCUCCAACAAUGCCCUCUUUGAUGCGUCCCGAUAUGAAUUUUUCGGUCAAAAUGCUGGGGACGAAGUCGAGCUCGGGGGACUGGAAGAAGAAGAGGAUGACAAGACUCUUUUUGGCUCUGUUGAUACUGAGUACCAUUUGUUUGAGAGAGAAGAGAGUGCAGGUUUUGGAUCUUUGUCUGAUAUAGACGAUCUUGCAAGUACUUUUGCAAAGUUGAACAAAGUUGUAACGGGACCAAGACACCCAGGUGUUAUUGGUGAUAGAGGUUCUGGAUCCUUUUCACGUGAAAGUUCGUCUGCUGCUGAUUGGGUGCAAGAUGCUGAUUUCUCCAACUGGUUGGAUCAGCAUAUGUUUGAUACAGAUAUUACUCAGGAAGGGAAGAGAUGGUCGUCACAGCCACAAGCUUCUUCGGGUCAUUUUGGAGAUUCAAAAUCUUCUUUGUACAGAACAUCCUCAUACCCACAGGAACCUGUGCAGCAGCACUUCUCCACUGAACCAAUUAUAGUGCCCAAAUCAGCCUUCACAUCUUUCCCUCCACCUGGAAGCAGGUCCCAGCAGGCUUCGCCACACCACGCGAAUCAAUCUUCUAUUUCUGGUGGAUCCCAGUUGCCCUUCUCUGCACCAAACCUCUCUCAUUUAUCUAACGCUAAUCUUCAUUUGGCUGGGUUGCCUCAUGGCGUGCAUUAUGGAGGGAACAUGUCUCAGUUCACCAAUCCUGGCCCGUCUUUUAAUAGCAGGCCUCAAAAUCAUUGGGUCAGCCAUGCUGGAAUAUUGCAUGGGGAUCACCCUAGUCUUUUAAAUAAUAUAUUGCAACAACAGCUGUCACAUCAAAAUGGGCUUUUGUCCCAACAACUGCUGUCGCAACAGAAGAGACUGCAUCCUUCAGUUCAACCUUCCUUGGCACAUUUUGCAGCACUGCAGUCCCAGCUUUAUAAUACUCAUCCAUCUUCCUCUCACAGAGCAAUGCUUGGAUUGUCUGACAUAAGAGAGCAAAGACCAAAACACAGAGGCAAGCAAAAUCGUUUUUCUCAAGCGGGCUUUGAUACUAGUAGUCAAAAAAGUGAUAGUGGCAGGUUGCAGUUCAGAUCAAAGCACAUGACAUCCGAAGAGAUAGAGAGUAUUCUUAAGAUGCAGCAUGCUGCGACACAUAGCAAUGAUCCAUAUAUAGAUGAUUACUAUCACCAGGCAAGUCUAGCCAAAAAAGCCUCUGGAUCGAGGUUAAAACACCCUUUCUGCCCAUCUCACUUGAGGGAGCUUCCAUCUCGUGGACGCAAUAGUACAGAUCAGCAUUCUCAUCUUUCAGUUGAUGCUCUUGGGAGAUUGCCCCUCUCUUCUAUACGUAGGCCUCGUCCCCUUCUUGAAGUUGAUCCUCCAUCCACUGGUUCUGGUGAUGGCAGUUCUGAGCAGGUUUCUGAGAGACCUUUGGAACAAGAACCAAUGCUUGCUGCUAGAAUAACCAUCGAAGAUGGCCUCUCUCUUCUUCUUGAUAUCGAUGAUAUUGAUCGGCUCCUACAAUAUGGUCAGUCCCAAGAUGGAGGCAUACAGCUUAGGCGAAGGCGGCAAAUGCUGCUUGAAGGGUUGGCAGCAUCAAUUCAGCUCGUUGAUCCACUUGGGAAAAAUAGCCAUGCAAUUGGGCUGGGACCGAAGGAUGAUCUUGUGUUCCUCCGUUUAGUCUCUCUUCCAAAGGGCCGGAAGCUCCUUUCUAAGUUCCUUCAACUUCUUUUCCCUGGUAGUGAGCUUGUCCGAAUUGUUUGUAUGGCUAUAUUCCGUCAUUUAAGGUUUUUGUUUGGUGGCCUUCCAUCUGAUCAAGGAGCAGUUGAGGCAACUGCUAAUCUUGCAAAGACGGUGUCUGCAUGCGUGAAUGGAAUGGAUCUUCGGGCACUAAGUGCUUGUCUUGUUGCGGUUGUCUGUUCUACAGAGCAGCCGCCACUUCGCCCCCUUGGAAGCCCUGCUGGGGAUGGAGCAACGGUCAUCCUGAAGUCUGUUCUGGAAAGGGCAACUGAACUUUUGACUGAUCCACAUGCUGCUGGAAACUGUAGCAUGCCUAAUCGCGCUCUCUGGCAGGCUUCCUUUGAUGAAUUUUUCGGCCUUCUUACUAAGUAUUGCCUGAGUAAAUACGAAACUAUAGUGCAAUCAAUAUAUGCACAGACCCAACCUAGCACAGAGGUAAUUGGUCCAGAGGCAGCAAAAGCAAUACACCGAGAAAUGCCUGUGGAACUUCUAAGAGCCAGUCUUCCUCACACAGAUGAGCAUCAGCGAAAGCUUUUAUCGGAUUUCGCACAGCGAUCAAUGCCCAUUUCUGGAAUCAACACCCGUGGGAGUAGCGGUGGCCAAUUGAACUCCGAAUCAGUGAGGGGUUAACAGGACAGAAAACCGCGUGUAAUUUUAAACAUGUCAACAUACUGUCAAGGGCAGCAUGUCUCUGAACAUCUUCAAUUGCUUUCACAAUAUGAAUCUGCUAAGAGUGGAAUGUGGUAGCAUUGUGGGCGCCAGGGGCAACAGCAUGCCUUACGUCGUGGCCAUUUCAAGGCUUCGACCUUUUAUCUGUUUAAGCUCUUUUCUUUUUCUUGUUUAUUACCUUGCUUAAGAAAAAAGAAACUGUAAUUCUCGUUUUAAUGAAUUUAUAGGGAUAUGCAUAAAUGUGUAUUAUGAUGAAAUACUUGAUGAUGGGGAGUUUGAGACUAGAAGUUGGGUUCUUCCGGGGAGCUUUAUUUUGGUGCUCUGUGUUGAACUCCAGCCAAAACUGGAAGCAUAGGGGUAGUGUAUGUACAGGGUAGUUUUUACAGAACCUUAGAAAACUCCGGUCAUCUUCGACGUUGAUUAUUUGUCUGGGGAGAUGUUGCAGUGAUGCACCUGUUAGAAUAGCUAACCUUUUCUC
Morus notabilis is the source of this 3265-nucleotide messenger RNA. Its product is annotated as protein PAT1 homolog 2. Gene Ontology annotation, biological process: deadenylation-dependent decapping of nuclear-transcribed mRNA; P-body assembly. Bases 343 to 2748 code for a protein of 801 amino acids. The record is from RefSeq and is a predicted model, not a curated record. The transcript has 5 exons. Gene Ontology annotation, molecular function: RNA binding. NCBI's taxonomy places the organism in Eukaryota, Viridiplantae, Streptophyta, Magnoliopsida, Rosales, Moraceae. Gene Ontology annotation, cellular component: P-body.